AUGAGCAAAGACCAACUUCAGAGCAACAGUCCAGAAAGCAUCCAUGAGACCCGGCCCCACGGCGAGGCCACCAGCCUGCUUGAGCUUCUGCAGCGAGCUGCAACCACGUCUGCAGGAGUAACCUUUUACAAGACCUCACCAUCAGAUACAGAGGCGGGAGAGCGUCUCUCCUAUUACCAGCUGCUUGACCAGGCCCGCCACGAUGCACACUGGCUGCAAACCUCCAUGCCGAACCUAAAGCGGGACACGGUGUUCCUGCUGCAUUUUGACACCCAUGAGGAAAACAUCCGCUGGUUCUGGGCCUGCACAGUCGCGGGAUACUUGCCUUGUAUUGUCCCCAAGCUUGCAGUUUCGACCGACCGUCGCAUUGCCCAGGCCAAACACAUUCUCCAGAUGCUGGAUGAUCCGGUAGUGCUCAGCAACAGCCGCAUGGCAUGUGCCUUUCAGGGCGUCGACACACCACGUUUGUAUCGUAUGGAUCAGGAAUCCGCAUUGACUUCCACCACCACCUCCUCCUCCUCCUCCGCCUCCAUUCGGCUUCCGAUGGGUCGCAACCAACGGGCCGAUGAUCUCGGAGCACUGAUGCUUACCUCUGGCAGUACCGGCUUUUCCAAAGCUGUGUGUCUCCGCCAGCCACAAAUGCUGGCUGCAGCGGCUGGUAAAACUGCGCACUGCAGGGCGACCUCACAGGACGUCUUCAUGAGCUGGGUCGCACUCGACCACGCCGUCAACCUGGUUGAGAUCCACCUCCAAGCCAUGCGGCUUGGGGCCGAGCAGAUCCAAGUAGCUACGGAUCUGAUGGUGGCCGAGCCGCGCCGCUUCCUCGACCUUGUCGAUCGCCAUCGGAUUUCUGUCACCUUUGCCCCCAACUUCUUCCUGGCUCUGCUGCGCGAUCUCGUCUGUUACCCCACACCGGAGCAGAAGGCCAAGCCUGCCCCGACCUGGGACCUCUCCUGUCUGCGCUGCGUCUUUUCCGGUGGCGAGGCUACCGUGCGACAAAUGACGGUGCAGCUCAUUCGUGCCCUGGAGCCCUACGGCGCCCAGACCUUCAUCCGCGCCGGCUACGGCUUGACUGAGUCAUGCGCGGGCAUGGCUUGGGACCUGGUUGACCGGACUUUGGAUGACCUCCGCGACGCGACUAGCGAGUUUAUGUCCUGCGGCCGGCCCAUUCCCGGGGUGGAGAUGCGCGUGCUGCGUGAGACCGACAAGAGUGAGGCGGCAACCGGCGAAGAGGGCAUGCUGCAACUACGCGGAACCGUGCUGUUCAGCCAAUACUACCGUGAUCCAGCUGCCACGCGUGCAGCCUUCACGUCCGACGGCUGGUUCAUCACGGGCGACAACGCCUACCUGGACGUACAUGGCCAGCUGUACGUCACUGGCCGCACCAAGGACACGCUCCUACUCAAUGGGCUGACCAUCUUCGCGGUCGAGGUCGAGCACAGCCUCGAGCAGGCGCGUAUCCCCGGUCUGACCCCAGGCUUCACGCUGGCUUUUGCCCACCGGCCUGCUGGCGCCGUUACCGAGUCCUACUGUGUGGUAUACCUGCCCAGCUACGCCCUAGACGACGCUGCAGCUCGGGUCGCCACCAACGAAGCCAUCGAGCGCAUCGCCAGCCUGGCCGUGCACGUCAAGCCCAUCGCUAUACUCCCCCUGCCACACAAUUACUUUGAGAGAACUUCCCUCGGCAAGCUCUCCCGAGCACACUUCCGGCGCAUCUUCGAGUCGGGGGCUCUCGACUCCGAGCGGGAAGCGCAUGAGACCAGCAUCCACGCGCACCGCCAAGCGCACCGCCAGGCUCCCUCCUCGCCCACCGAGCAAACCAUCCUCACCCUCGUCUGCAGGCGCCUCAACAUAGAUCCAGACUCUGUCAGUGUGACUACCAACCUCUUCAGCCUAGGUCUCUCCUCGCUCGACUUCUACACCGUCACCCAGGAUCUGCAGCAGACUUUUGAGGUUGUCUUCACCGUCCCGGACCUCCUCAUGGACCCAACCGUCACCGGUCUUGCCCGACGCCUUGCCUCCAAACAACAAGCCAGCCCUAUCCCUGCCCUCUCUCUGGUAUCAGACACCACCAAUGAAUAUGAUCCCGUCGUGCCCCUGCAACUCUCCGGCCCCAAAGCCCCCUUAUGGCUCGUCCACCCCGCCUCUGGCAACGUCCUCAUCUUCACCAACCUAGCCCGAGCCUUCCACGAGCGUCCCAUCUACGCCUUCCGCUCCCGCGGCGUACAGCCCGGCGAGUCCCUCUUUGCCACCAUCACCGAGAUGGCAGACACGUACGCGGCCGCCAUGAGGCGCACGCAGCCCUCCGGCCCGUACGCCAUCGCCGGGUACUCGCUAGGCAGCAGCAUAGCCUUCGAGAUCGCCAAACGGCUUGAGUCCGCCGGUGAGGAAGUGCGAUUCCUGGGCGCGCUUGACGGGCCGCCCGAUAUCGCGGACUUGGUUGGUCGACUAACCUGGAACGAGGGACUGGUGAUGGUCGGGUAUUUCUAUGAACUUAUCGACGAGCCGAGGUGCGUGGCGCUUAUGCGGCAGUUGCGGGAUGUGGAUGCUGAGCUCGCGCUGGAUGUGAUUCUGGGUGAGGCGGAUAAGGAGAGACUGAAGGUGUUGAGAUUGGAUAGGGCGGGAUUGAAACAUGUUACGGAUGUUAUUGCGGGGUUCUCGAGCGCCGCGAAGGGAUAUGCUCCCCGGGGGAGUGUGGAGGUGCCGGUGGAUGUGUUUGCGGUGGAUCCGUUGUUGACAGUUACAGAUGAUCGGGUCUGUUGGGUAGAGAGGUAUUUGGGGCAGUGGAACAAGUUGUCGAAGAAAGGGAUGGUGGUGCAUCAGUGUGUAGGGAGGCAUGCGGAUAUGUUGGGAGCGAAGUAUGUGAAUGAGUUACAGCUGGUGUUGAGGAGCGUGCUAGAGGAGAGAGGGGCUUAG
Molecule: messenger RNA, 2916 nt
Organism: Aspergillus oryzae RIB40
Lineage: Eukaryota; Fungi; Ascomycota; Eurotiomycetes; Eurotiales; Aspergillaceae
Exons: 1
Coding region: 1-2916 (971 amino acids)
Biological process (GO): secondary metabolic process; biosynthetic process
Molecular function (GO): CoA-ligase activity
Source: RefSeq, a predicted model, not a curated record